Molecule: messenger RNA, 639 nt
Organism: Musca vetustissima
Lineage: Eukaryota; Metazoa; Arthropoda; Insecta; Diptera; Muscidae
Product: nuclear pore complex protein DDB_G0274915-like
Exons: 1
Coding region: 1-639 (212 amino acids)
Source: RefSeq, a predicted model, not a curated record
AUGUCAACGAGCAGUACCAGUGUGACAACAUCUACGGCAUUUUACACUCACGAACAAACUGUUGCAGCGGCCUUAGUAUUAUCCUCAUUGUGUGGUAAUACCUCAACGAUAACAACAACAAACACCACCGGUAAUAAAAUACCCUCACUGCCAGGCAUCGUUACAUCAUCAGCAGCUGCAAGUGGGAUUGCAUUUCCAACAGUUGCAGCAUCAUCAUUGUCGACGGCAGCAGGUUCAAGGACAACAACAACUACCACACCACUACCGUUAUGCAAGGAUAAUUUGAAUUUUAGUAAUUUAUCAACACUGCCUUUAUUUCUAACACCUCAACCGCCAUCCAGUAUGAACAAUAACAACAACAACAAUAAUCCAUUACUUGGUGUAAAUAUAAAAUCAUCACUAUUGCAAGCCUCAUCCUUGUCCUCCUCCCUACCACCUGGAUUUUUAGCACAGAAUCCAUUCCUAUUACCCUCACUUACCAACACCACCACAAGCACACCAACAUCAGCAUCGUCGUCGUCAUCUACAAAUGAAUCAUCACUUAAAUACGAACGUAAUAUAAGAUCAGCAUCAUCCUCUUCGUCCUCCUCAUCCGGAAGUCGUCGUCAAUCACACCACCACCAACACAUAAAGAAAUAA